Messenger RNA from Caenorhabditis briggsae, 2970 nucleotides. It is a transcript of the gene Cbr-ptr-6, whose product is annotated as Protein CBR-PTR-6. Lineage: Eukaryota; Metazoa; Nematoda; Chromadorea; Rhabditida; Rhabditidae. Bases 1 to 2970 code for a protein of 989 amino acids. The record is from RefSeq and is a predicted model, not a curated record. The transcript has 12 exons. Gene Ontology annotation, cellular component: plasma membrane; cytoplasmic vesicle membrane. Gene Ontology annotation, biological process: endocytosis; molting cycle, collagen and cuticulin-based cuticle.
AUGCGAUGCAGGUUUCCAACUCUUGACAAAAAGUUAGAAAAGUUCUUCGCAUGGUAUACUAGGCAUCUUCUAGUUGAUUAUUAUUAUGUCUUUCUAAUUGCACCUAUCAUUUUGACAGCCAUAUGUAGUGGUGGAUUUUAUUGGAUUAAAGAAUUAACACUUCUCGAUGCACGGAAGUUGUAUACACCGGUUUCAGCGCCAUCUUGGAGAGAGGAAGAAGUAUUUAGUGAGCUCUGGCCUGUAAAAUCAUACGAGUUUUUACCUGAAAGAACAUUUCAAUGGAACAGAUAUCUUUAUCUAGUUGUACACGGAAGACCUUUUGAGAAUGGGAGUUAUCCAAAUCUUCUGGAAGGAUCUUACCUAGAUGACAUAGCCAAAAUUGAAGAAGAAGUUGCUACGAACGUUAGUUUUUAUAGAGAAGAAGCUCUAGAAGAUAACCCUGCAUUGAUGAGGAAGCGACAUUUGAAUUCAACUGAAAUAGAAGUUAAUCAGAAUACAACAAUCACAUUCAAAGAUGUGUGUAUGAAUUGGUAUGGGGAUUGUUAUAGAGAGAAAAAUGUAAUUGAAUUGCUGAAAAGAAGACACGAACUCAAUAAGAGAGGAAUAUCAGUUACAUUUCCCCAAGUGAACCAAGAAGGAACCCCAAUUUACAUCGCUUUUGUGAUUGGAGGUGUUGAUACCUAUCCAAAUGAUACUAUAAAAUAUGCCAGAGCAAUGCGUCUCUGGUAUUUCUUGAAAUUCGACGAUGAAGAACAAGAACAGCUCGCAAAAUAUUGGGAGGAUACAGCUGAGAAGUUCGUUCGAGAGACAUACGAGGAUCAUCCAACAAUCCAAUGUCAUAUAAAACACUCAAGAAUUGUUGAUCAGGGAUUGACUCGAAACGCGAAUCGACUAAAGCCAUAUUUCAAUGUGACUAUUGCUGUUCUCGUUUUAUUCACUGCUUUCUAUUCUGUCAAAUGGUACUUCCGAACUGAUCAUUGUUGGCCACUUCAUAUCGAUUGGCUUCGUUCCAAGCCAAUGCUCGCAUUGGGAGGUGUUUUAUCUUCUGUUCUCGCUAUUUUGAGUGGUAUCGGUUUGCUCUUGUGGUUUGGCAUGUUCUUCGCUGAGAUUACACUUAUUGCUCCAUUUCUGGUUCUUUGUAAGUUGUUUUCAAAAUCUUUUUAUCACACUUUCAAAUUUUCAGCUAUUGGAGUAGAUGACAUGUUUAUCGCAGUAGCUGCGUGGCAUAAUACAGAAAUGAAAUAUCCUGGUCGAAGUCCAAAAGUAAUGAAAAAGAGAAUGGUAGAAGCAAUGUCAGAGUCAGCAGUAGCCAUUUUUAUCACAUCAUUUACCGAUGUUCUCUCUUUUGGAGUCGGUACUAUCACUGAUAUUAUUGCUGUUCAAGGAUUCUGCGCUAUGACAGCUGCAUGCAUGUUUUUCACUUUCCUCUAUCAAAUUACUUUUUUCGCAGCCCUUAUGGUUAUUUCUGCUAAAGCUCAAAUGUCUGGAAGGAAUUCUUGUAUGCCUUGUAUGACGGCUGACGACAUCUACACAAUCGAAGAUGGUUCGUUACAACCAAAUCUGAAGAAAAAAUCGAAGAGUCGAAAAGAUGCAAAAGAAGAAAAGCCAUCAGAGAAGAACAUGGAAAUUGCUGAGAGUGAGAUCGCCGAGAAAAGAUCUUACGACUCUUCACCAGACCCAUCACAGAUUCAUAUUCCUGUCAAAAGUCGAGGUGCUAUGGGACAUUUCUUCCGGGAUUACUACGUUCCUUGGCUUCUCAACUGGAAAACCAAACUAUUCAUGUUCCUUGUGUUCAUUGUUUACUUGGGAACUGCAAUUUAUGGAAUUUGUGUUAUGGAACAAGGUCUUGAUUAUGAUAAAUUGCUGCUUCAUUCCGAUCCAUUAGUAGAAGCAUUAAAAAGAGAAAUCGAUCUGUUCCAUGGAGGAGAUCAAAUUGAAAUUGCCAUUCAAAAUUGUCCAAAUUUGACGAUUCCCGAGAAUCGAGACAGAAUCGAGAUGAUUGCACAGGAAUUUGAAAAUAUUUCUUAUUCUCUCGGCGGAAAGGGUACAUCGUUCUGGAUGAGGGAGUAUAAGAAAUACAGUAAUCUAACUGGAUCUUAUCUGAAUGAUAAUAGAGAUAGUUGGAUCGUCGGAGUCUACGAAUGGAGUCAGUUGUUUGCGUUUUACAAAUUAUGGUCUCAAGAUUUUGUCUGGGCGAAUGAAGCGGAUUACGAUACUUUGGAGCUAAAAUCGUAUCGAUUCCGUAUUGGAGUGCAUCGAUUGUCGACACCAACUGAUUUAGUGUUGAUUACAGAAGAGCUCCGAGGAGUUGCCGAUCGUCACCCAGAUUUAGAUAUCGUCACCUAUCAGCAAAGUAGAGCUAUCGCUGACCAGCUGAAUGUAAUUCUGAGUUCAACUAUCACCAAUGAUACAUUGGCGAUGUUCUGUAUGUUUUGCGUUGCUCUCAUUUUCAUCCCAAAUCCAAUCUGCGCACUUUUCAUUACAUUGGCAAUGGUUACAAUUGAUAUUGGUGUAAUUGGAUUUUUAUCACUUUGGAGUGUGAAAUUGGAUCCUAUUUCCAUGAUUACCAUCAUUAUGUCAAUUGGAUUCUCCAUCGAAUUCUCUGCUCACAUCACCCAUGGAUUCGUUAGCAAUGAGAACAAUCUUUCCGCUUUUGACAGAUGUGUGGAUGCUAUGGAGAAACUUGCAUGGCCAGUGGUUCAUGGAAGUUUAUCCACAAUUCUCGGAGUAUUUGUUCUUGCUUUCAUCGAUUCCUACAUGGUCCUUGUUUUCUUCAAAACCAUUUCUCUGGUUCUAAUGAUCGGUGCUUGGCAUGCUCUGAUGCUUCUUCCAAUCCUUCUCUCAAUAUGUAUUCCUGUCAUCGAACGACUUUCCGAUGCUUCGAAAAAAGCUUCCGAUCGUCGGAGAAAACAAAAAGAAAACAAAAACAGUAUAUAUGCAAUCAAUUUGCCAGUUAAUGUGUCUUCAUAA